Syngnathoides biaculeatus (alligator pipefish) is the source of this 1511-nucleotide messenger RNA. It is a transcript of the gene drg2, whose product is annotated as developmentally regulated GTP binding protein 2. Gene Ontology annotation, biological process: cytoplasmic translation. The transcript has 14 exons. The coding region runs from base 193 to 1287 and encodes 364 amino acids. Gene Ontology annotation, cellular component: cytoplasm. Lineage: Eukaryota; Metazoa; Chordata; Actinopteri; Syngnathiformes; Syngnathidae. Gene Ontology annotation, molecular function: GTPase activity; GTP binding. The record is from RefSeq and is a predicted model, not a curated record.
UCAACGAAGAAGCGGUGCCUUCCCUGGCACCAGGCUGCUUGACUUUUGCUCAUCCGAAGCAUGCCGAGCAGUGGCGCUUAUGGUAAAGUGUAAAUGUGUAUUUUGCAGCCUUCUAAGCUGUAGACUCCACACGCUUUGAAUGCGGAUUCUCCUUUGAGCAACUUGCAGCUGCAGUCCAUCUAAAGUGACAUUAUGGGGAUUUUGGAGAAGAUCUCUGAAAUAGAGAGAGAAAUUUCUCGGACGCAGAAAAACAAAGCCACUGAGUACCAUCUGGGCUUGCUGAAGGCCAAGUUAGCCAAAUACAGAUCGCAGCUGCUGGAGCCCUCCAAGUCGGCGGGGGCCAAAGGUGAAGGCUUCGAUGUUAUGAAAUCUGGAGAUGCGCGUGUUGCUCUGAUUGGUUUCCCCUCAGUGGGUAAGUCCACUUUCCUCAGCUUGAUGACAUCAACCGCCAGUGAAGCUGCCUCCUAUGAGUUCACCACCCUCACCUGCAUACCAGGGGUCAUUGAGUACAAAGGGGCCAAUAUCCAGUUGCUUGAUUUGCCAGGAAUCAUUGAGGGGGCUGCUCAAGGUAAGGGCAGGGGUCGUCAGGUCAUCGCUGUCGCCAGGACAGCAGACGUUGUCAUCAUGAUGCUGGAUGCUACCAAAGGGGACGUCCAGAGAGCACUUUUGGAAAAAGAGUUGGAGUCUGUAGGUAUAAGGCUGAACAGGGAAAAACCCAACAUAUACUUCAAGCAAAAGAAAGGCGGAGGCCUCUCCUACAACUCCACAGUACCUCUGACGCACUGCUCGGAGAAGCUAGUUCAGCUCAUCCUACAUGAAUAUAAAAUCUUUAAUGCAGAAGUCCUCUUCAGGGAGGACAGCACGCCCGACGAGUUCAUUGAUGUCAUUGUCGGGAACAGAGUUUACAUGCCUUGUCUAUAUGUGUACAAUAAGGUGGAUCAAAUCUCUAUCGAGGAGGUGGACCGCCUGGCUCACAGACCUCACAGUGUUGUCAUCAGUUGUGGCAUGAAGCUCAACCUGGAUUAUCUUCUAGAGACGCUCUGGGAAUACUUGUCUUUGAUUUGCAUUUUUACCAAGAAAAGAGGAGAGCGCCCCGAUUUCGGUGACGCCAUCAUCAUGAGACGAGGAGCAAGUGUAGAACACGUGUGCCAUCGCAUCCACAGAACCUUAGCAAGUCAGUUCAAGUAUGCUCUGGUUUGGGGCACCAGCACAAAGUACAGUCCUCAGAGGGUGGGCCUGACGCACAUCAUGGAGCACGAGGACGUCAUCCAGAUAGUCAAGAAGUGAAAAGGGCUUCAGUCAUUUGGGACAUUCUGCAAGAGCUGUCAGUUCAGUGGCAUUACAUUGGUUGGAAAUGUUGUACCUAUAACCCAUGUGCAACAGAAGUGCACCAACAAAUCUCUUUAUAUUACUUUUAACAGCCCUCCCCUACCAAAAAAAAGGAAUCAAGGAAUAAUUCAUUUACAAAGCGAAUAAUGAUGAAAAAAAGAAUAAAGUCCACAUAACGUUAA